Drosophila grimshawi is the source of this 691-nucleotide messenger RNA. It is a transcript of the gene HLH4C, whose product is annotated as heart- and neural crest derivatives-expressed protein 1. Gene Ontology annotation, molecular function: RNA polymerase II cis-regulatory region sequence-specific DNA binding; protein dimerization activity; DNA-binding transcription factor activity, RNA polymerase II-specific. NCBI's taxonomy places the organism in Eukaryota, Metazoa, Arthropoda, Insecta, Diptera, Drosophilidae. Gene Ontology annotation, biological process: regulation of transcription by RNA polymerase II. The record is from RefSeq and is a predicted model, not a curated record. The transcript is spliced from 2 exons. Bases 92 to 628 code for a protein of 178 amino acids.
UUUACCGUUAUAAAAACCAGGAAAUCGUCUGAUUGCGAUUCUUUGUGCAGCGCAGUCGGAGCAAGUGGAGCAGGUGCAGGAUCAGCUCAAUAUGGUAUACGAUAUGACGCAUUUGGCACCGGCGCCGCCGCAGAGCAUCUCACUGAGUCGCUACUAUAUGGACCAGGACGAUGAGUUGGCUGCCGCGAACAAUGCGCUAUCGAAUGGCCAUGGACAUGGACAUGGGCAGCAUUCUGGCGGCGAUGAUUAUGCGGCCAGCACCACUUUGGACAUUGAUCAGCGCUUUCAGGCGCGCAUCGCCUGCGAGACGGCCGCUCAGCCGGCACCGCCGCCGCCACCGACGCCGGCACCACGUCGCCGCACCGUGCCCGUUGCCCAUCUGGAUCCCUCCGAGCUGGUGGGUCUGUCGCGGGAGGAGCGUCGCCGGCGUCGCCGUGCCACGCUCAAAUAUCGCACGGCGCACGCGACACGCGAACGGGUUCGCGUUGAGGCGUUCAAUGUGUCCUUUGCGGAGCUGAGGAAGUUGCUGCCGACACUGCCGCCGGACAAGAAGCUAUCCAAGAUCGAGAUACUCAAGCUAGCCAUCUGUUACAUAGCGUAUCUGAAUCAUGUGCUGGAGACACCCUGAGACGCCGCCAACGCCUCCAGCUGCAGCCAGUUGCCAGGCGCCAUGUUUCUAACUCUUCCUUCG